Messenger RNA from Gilbertella persicaria, 700 nucleotides. RefSeq lists its product as uncharacterized. NCBI's taxonomy places the organism in Eukaryota, Fungi, Mucoromycota, Mucoromycetes, Mucorales, Choanephoraceae. The transcript has a single exon. Bases 217 to 534 code for a protein of 105 amino acids. The record is from RefSeq and is a predicted model, not a curated record.
AAAAAAAUAAAAAAAAAAAUAAAAAGAAGAAAAGUGAGACCAAGAUUUUAAACCUGUAGAUGAAAGAAUCAAUUUGAACAUACGAUAACAAUAAUAUGCAUAUUGUACUACCGACCUUUUGUUAUGAUUGGCCCUAUUGUUAAAUCAGCAUAAACAGGUAUUUGUUUAUAAGGUCUAUCAUUAAAAAAAAUGUAGGCUUCUUUCUUUUAUAUCCACAUGCUUAGAAAACCCAUCAAGUAUAUUUUUGGCGUUACAGGUGCUUUUCUGCUAAAUACUUUGGCUGGCCUUAUAUUUUUACAUGUCAUGAAAGCUGAAAAUGAAUAUCUAGAUGAAAAUGCUUUUUCGAAAAGAGCUCAAUAUGGAAAGGAAAAACUCAAAUUGAAAGUAGAACAGCUCAAGCUGGAAACAGAGUUACUUGAGGAGAUGAAAAAAUCAGUCAAAAUUCAAGAAAAAGUCAUUGAGCUAGAGGCAGAGACGAACAUGAUUUUGAAAGAAACCCUAAAAGUGUUGAAAACAUCUUUAGUUAACUCAUAAGCUUGUACUAAAAAAGAGAGCACUUGGUUUAUUUCGUGUUAAAGCAAUAAAUAAAUCGAAAGUUGAUGGGAUGUCGUAUUUUUUAAAUACCACAAUAAGAGCACAAAGUAAACAGACCUAUGUGUUUGCAUUUUAUAUGAAGAGUCAUGAUGUCUCUGUCCAUGAA